This is a messenger RNA of Etheostoma spectabile (orangethroat darter), 1950 nucleotides long. RefSeq names its product probable glutamate receptor. Gene Ontology annotation, cellular component: membrane. NCBI's taxonomy places the organism in Eukaryota, Metazoa, Chordata, Actinopteri, Perciformes, Percidae. Gene Ontology annotation, molecular function: ligand-gated monoatomic ion channel activity. The record is from RefSeq and is a predicted model, not a curated record. The coding region runs from base 144 to 1628 and encodes 494 amino acids. The transcript has 12 exons.
CUACAGUCUUCUGCACACAACCUUUCCCAAGACCCACUCGCAAGACUUGUCAAUUUCUUUCACAUCUUCCCGGAGUCUUCCUUCACACAAACGUCGAGGUUUUAACUCAUUCUGCACCUUCAGAAGCUGAGGUUUUUGGCAACAUGACAGGCUGCGUGGCUUUGGUCGUCUGUGUGGCCGCCUUGACCGCAUGUGUAGUCGCGGCAGGUGCCAAGGUGUUAUCCAUCACCACCAUAAAGGAAGACCCGUACGCGAUGACCCGCGGCUCUGAGCUGGAGGGCUACUGCAUCGACCUGAUCUCGGAGCUCUCCAAGAAGCUGGGCUUCACGUACAAACUGCACGUGGUGAAGGACAGCCGCUACGGAGCCAAGGACCCCAGCGGCAUCUGGAAUGGCAUGAUUGGGGAAAUCACCAGAGGGGAAGCGGACCUGGCGGUGGCCCCGCUGACCCUCACCGCGGUCGAGAGCAGCGGUGGAAGAGGAACCCUUCAGCGGGGCCCGGAAGGCUUAUGUGGUCCGGCGCUAAUGUCCCAGGCUACAUGUCCGGUGAUAAAUGUCCAGCUGCUAAAGUCCCAGCGCACAUGUCCCAGUGCAAAGUCCCAGGGCAAACCCCCAGUGCACAUGUCCCGGGAAAAGUCCCGGCACUUUGCCCCCGUGCUAAAGCCCCAGCGUACAUUCCGGCUACAGCCCCAGUGUAAAGCCCCAGCGUACAUCCCCGCUGCACAUGCCCGGCUGCAAAGUCAGCUGAUCAGUCCCGGGGAAUGGGCCGAGCCAGAGACGGAGGAGCACAGCUUCACGCUGCUGCACAGCUUCUGGUACAUCACGGGAGCCCUCACCCUGCAAGGGGCCGGUCCUCACCCCAGAGCCCCGUCUGGACGCCUCGUCAGCGCCAUCUGGUGGCUGUUUGCCGUGCUGCUUCUGGCCUGCUACUUCGGCAACUUCACCUCCGUGAUGCACAGCAACAAACACGUCUCCAUCAAGACUUUUGAAGACCUCGCUAACCAGGAUGUGAUAGACUACGGCACAUUGGAGGCUGGAUCCACCAUGCAAUUCUUUAAGAAUUCCAACAACCCCGUCUACCGGCGUAUCUACGAAAACAUGGAGCGCAAGAAGAGCUACGUGUCCAACAUGGAGGAGGGCGUUCGCCGCGCCCAGGAGGGGAACUUCGCCUACAUCGGGGAAGCGGUGUCCCUGGACUUGGUAGUGGCUCGCUACUGUAAACUGUACCGUUCGCAGGAAGUCAUCGCCAUGAGAGGCUACACCAUCGCAGCACCUCUGGGUUCCCCGUUGGUGAAAAACCUCUCCAUCGCCAUCCUCCAGCUCAGUGAGUCCGGCGAGCUGACGUAUCUGAGGGACAAGUGGUGGGCCAGCAGCUGCGUGGGUGCCGACAAGGCCCAGACCUCCGAUGCCCUGCACCCCCACGACCUGCUGGGCCUCUUCCUCCUCCUGGGCCUGGGACUCGGUGUGGGGCUGCUGCUGGCCCUGUUGGAGCUCGUAUCCAGGGCCCACAACCAAGCUAAGGACAGCAAGAAGUCAUGCUGCUCGGUGUUGACGUCGGAGCUAAACCGGCGAUUUUGCAACAAAGGGGAGCGUGCGGAGCAAGACGGCUCGGACAAAAACAAAGCCUAAAGGAGAAGUUUACAUGUUAGCUUUUGAUAAGGUAGUGUCAGCGCCCCGGUAUUGAUCCGCCAGACACACUAGCUUUGUGUAUCUCCGUAGUAACCGUGUGUUGUGUGGUCGUGGUGUCAGUGUGUUUUUGUCCUUUCCCAGAAAAGCUCUUUGACCACGUUGGACACAUCUAGUAGCUACAGCGUAUUACACAACAAACCUAGAGUCUUAGAGCUUCCAACUGCAAAUACUAAUCAUUUUGAAUUGUUUACAAUGUUUUUGCGUGUUAUUACAUAUCCACAUCCCACCCCCCCUACUAACUCGGGUGUAUUUCUGGUUGAAC